Molecule: messenger RNA, 1341 nt
Organism: Penicillium diatomitis
Lineage: Eukaryota; Fungi; Ascomycota; Eurotiomycetes; Eurotiales; Aspergillaceae
Product: phosphatidylinositol-specific phospholipase C/glycerophosphodiester phosphodiesterase family protein
Exons: 2
Coding region: 1-1341 (446 amino acids)
Biological process (GO): lipid metabolic process
Molecular function (GO): phosphoric diester hydrolase activity
Source: RefSeq, a predicted model, not a curated record
AUGGGUGUAGUAGGCGGGCUGGAGAUGGUCCAGGUCCGUCUGGACGAGACUGACACACCGGACAGUCCCACGUCACAUGCGCAGAGUAUGGAGGAGAGGGACGAAGCCGCUCAUCUAUUGCAGGAGUAUGGAUUUGACCACGAUCAGGAUUUUGACGCUGAGAGUGAAGUGGGUGGACACGGAUUCAGCGACACAGGUGCUCACGAGAAGAUCCAGACACGCAAGACGAGGCGAGAGUCAAUCAUAUACCGACUAUCACCGUGGAGGUGUGCACGCCGUCGAUGCGAAGCCAACGGCUGUACAAAGCAUAGUUCUUUCCGCCGCAGGUGGAGGCGACCAUUCUGGAUCGUGGUCGCUGUUCUUACCAUCUUAUGUUUGUCCUCUUUCGCAUGGGACAGAAUCCUCGCCACUCUGGCAGACAGUCGCGACGUGGACCUCUUCACAGAUCAGCUCAUCCAGGGCGUCGUCCCGAUCGCCUGUCACUCUCACAAUGACUACUGGCGACAUGUCCCGCUCUUCUCGGCCCUCGCCGUGGGCUGCACCGGCGUGGAAGCCGACAUUUGGCCCGACGGCAAGAAUCUGCGCGUUGGCCACACCAGGCGCACGGUGAUCAAAAAUCAGACUCUGCGCAGUCUCUAUCUCGAUCCUAUUCUGAAUAUUCUGGACCAACACAACCCGGCCAAUAAUGUGUCGUCCAAGGACACCGCGUCGAUCAUCCAGCAGGAGACUUUCGCCCCGGUCGGCGUCUUCCUCACUGAACCUUCCCAACCUCUCAUCCUCCUCAUCGAUUUCAAAAUCGAGCCCGAGACCCUCUGGCCCAUUCUCAUGGCAGAUCUCGAGCCUCUGCGUCAAAAGGGCUACCUUACACACUUCAACGGGUCGAACAUCGUACAUCGUCCACUCACGAUCGUGGCAACCGGCGAUGCACCGUUUGAUCGCAUCCAAGGAAACUCCACCUAUCGCGACAUCUUUUACGAUGCGCCUCUCGACAAACUCUCCCCUCGUCCUUCAUCAACAUCAUCAUCUACCAACACAUCUAUAUCCCCCUACAACCAAUACAACAGCUACUACGCCUCUGUCAGUUUCCGUCACUCCAUCGGAUCACUCUACCUCGGCCGUCUCUCAAACGACCAGCUCACCAAAGUACAGAGUCAAAUUGCUACAGCUCACGCGCGCGGCUUAAAGGUGCGGUACUGGGGUACCCCCGGGUGGCCGGCCGCCUUGCGGAAUUACGUGUGGAGAGUGUUAGAACGAGAGGGGGUGGACAUGUUGAAUGUGGAUGAUUUGAGGGCGGCGAGUCGGGGGACGUGGAGGGAGGAAAGCUGGUGGUGGGGAUGGUGA